GAUGUUUGGCCCUGUUGCGACCGCGGACAGACAGAAGCAAGUGGACCGGUUUGAAGCUAAGCUAAUUCAGUCAAUUUACAGCUGGUUAAUAUCGAUUUUUGCAUUUGUUUCGUUCACAGCACACGCAUGUAUCUGUUUUUGAAAAAUCUAAGCUACGUGUAAAUAUUUCUGCCACUAGGCUAACACGCAGGACUGGACGUUUAUUUGAAGAAACCGCUUCUGUCCUGCUAGCUUUGUCGGCAGCGGGUAGGCGCCACUUCUGUUUGACAACAGCGCGAUUCGGUCACGUUCCCGGUGUUGUUGUUUGUAGCGGCUCAGUUAAGGAGCUGAUUUCCGUUAGCUGCAAGUAGCGAAAAUAAAGAAAACUUCACAUCGGUUUUAAAAAAAGUUAGCAUGGCAGAAUUCCUGGAAGACCCGUCGGUUCUCACGAAAGAUAAGCUGAAGAAUGAGCUUACAGCAAACAAUGUGCCACUUCCCAGCGGUGAGCACAAAAAAGAAGUGUACGUGCAGCUGUAUCUGAAAAACUUAACCAUACUGAAUAACAAGAAAAGCCCGCCUGCAGACACUUUCUCCAGCGACGAAGAGUUACCUGCCCCCGUGGUGUCAAACAAAAGUCGGUCUGGAAGAAAAGCUACCAAAAAGACAGAUAAGCCUCGCACAGAGGAGGUGGAAGUGACAGAUCUCACCGAUGAAGAUUUAAAACAGCAGCUGGCAAAGCAUGGUGUGGAGACAGGACCUAUUGUUGCCUCUACCCGUAAGUUGUACGAGAAGAAGCUGCAGAAGCUUUUGGACCAGCCUCCAGCCGAACCUGAAGCUCCUACAGAUGUCACAGCUCUCCCCAAGGCAGACAGCAACCAGAACGGCAACACAAACUCUGACCAGUACAGCGACAAAGAAGAUGAGGAGAUUGCCGCGCCUGAACCAGAGCCAGUUCCUGUAGUAGAGAAGCCUGUGAGGAGCAGAGGAAAAGCUCCUGUCACUGUCAGAACCAGCAGCAGACGACAAACCAAGGUGGUGGAGGAGAUAAUUACUGAAGAGACCCCUAAAAAGGCCAGCGAGAGUGUUGUUGAAGAUAUCCUUGCCAAUGAAAUAAGCACACCAACAGGCAUCAGUGCAACCUGCAGACGUCCAAUCAGAGGUGCAGCCGGUCGGCCUGUAAAACCAAGUGAGUACUGGCUGGACGAGUCCCGUGUCCAGCACAGUGUCCACACCGAGAGCCGCUCUUACUCUGAGUCUUUGUCCCGACCGAGCAGCAACGUUUCGUCAGGCAAAGCGCCUGUCCGACGAGGCUUCCUGUCCCUGUUGCUUAAGCUCCUGCUCCUUGUGGUGGUGUGCGGUUCUCUCUAUUAUGCCUACCAGAACCUGGAUUCCGAUCAGAUCAACACCCUCAGAGGCCUCCUGGACAGCGUGGUCGUCCCGCUCCAAGGCGCUGUGGACACGGCAGCCGCCUACCUGGGCAUCGGCAGCAGCGGUGCUCAGGAGAGCAUCGGAGAGUAAAGACCCUCGGCCGUCCCUCACCACCUCCCUGCCACAGCACACCACGACUCAAGCAGUAAACCUGGCUCACCUCUUCUCUUUUCCUACAUGUUUGGACAAAGGACACAGUUUUAAUUGAAACAAUAAACUUUCCUCUCGCUGAAGUCCAGCUCUCCUCCCACCACCAGAGGGAGGUGUACUCAGACAGUAGCUUCUGGAUAACACUGUUAUGUGGCAGUCAGAAGAGACUAAUUUUAAUGUUGAGUUUAAUCUGUGAAUUGUUUGUGUCUUUGUGUGUAUUUAACCCUUCUAUGUAGAAACGAGUGCAGAACGGAGAGGCCAGUUUAUCCAUGCAUGGUUGUAGUUUUCGAAGGUCAUACUGUAGUUUUUCUCUAACGCUCUGUGCCAGGUGUUUUUCUGAUGGUGAAGUGCCUGGACACCGUUAGCACUUAGUGCCCUCCCAUUUAUUUCAAGCACAAAGCAGAGCUUCUACUAACACCAGAAUGUCUACACGUGUUUCUCAUUGAAUUUCAAAAUUUGCUCCAUAGCUAUAGAUUUUAGGUAGAGUGAUUCAUUAUUUCUAUGGUGCUCAGGUUGAUUCAACUCAAACUUUUUAAAUGUGGUCUGUGCUGGGAGGAGACAUAUGGUGUAAUCAGGACACAUCACUGCAUGAGGAAAAUCAGCCCACAUUCAACUUGAAGUACUUUUUUCUUUUCUUUUUCUUUUUCCAGUGGCUGAUCGCUUGUUGAAAAAGCUCAUAUGGGGCUCUGUGAUCACAUCUCAAAUCAGGAUUCUAUGUUUUGCCAUCAUGAUUUUAUGGUCAAUGGAUUGAGGUAGAAAAUUUUCUGUACUUUGGGCAUCUUUUGUCAACAAUGUCAAUUUAAAAAACUGAAUAUUUUAAAUGGAAAAGCUCUUAAGCAUCAUCUACCUUUUUAUUUGUCAAGUACUUGUUGAGGAAACUAAAAUUGCAACAUUUGACAACAGAUUAUUGAUUUUUUUUUCCCACCCCUGCCACAAUGCCCAUUUGAGUUUACAUGCGUUGAAUUUUAGUGCUCUUGUGCUUUUCUUUAUUUGUUGUUUUUAUAAGAUUUCUGAUCCUUCGGUCCUGUAUAUUGGACUGGCUGUUGCAGUGCACCCACAUAGCCCACCUCACUGACUGCAUGUGCUCAGACAGCGCAGAUUUGCAAAGAAGACACAUGGAGAAAGUAAAUCCUUUUGUUGCAGUUUACCCAUUUAAUGUUCCAACUAUUCUUCUGCCUGGGCAAAAUUACUACUAGUAAAGACACUGUAGGCUGCUCUGACUGGGGUUUUGUGCCCACUGGGAGAGAGGGAGCGUUCACUGGAGAGGACGUUGGGGGGUAAGAAGAUUUCCUUGGGGUUUGGUUUCUAUUUUGAUAUUUUUCUAAAGUGGUGUGUUCAACUUUUUAUAGCACAUUUUAAGGUAAAAAUGUAAAGCAAUAUGUAAUACAUGCAAGUCAUACUGUAUCUUAAUCUGAACCUUGCAGACUUAACACAACUUAUUCAUCAUCAGGCAGCUCUCCCACAAUGGACAGAAAUGACAGGGGAUAUGUGGGUAAGGAUUUUUAAUCUGUUUAUUUAUGAUAAUGUAGGAAGUGUAUCAUAAAAUAAACCUGGCUGUUAAAUCUUC
Acanthochromis polyacanthus (spiny chromis) is the source of this 3124-nucleotide messenger RNA. RefSeq names its product thymopoietin b (gene tmpob). The transcript has 6 exons. NCBI's taxonomy places the organism in Eukaryota, Metazoa, Chordata, Actinopteri, Pomacentridae. The record is from RefSeq and is a predicted model, not a curated record. The coding region runs from base 394 to 1497 and encodes 367 amino acids. Gene Ontology annotation, molecular function: DNA binding.